Molecule: messenger RNA, 710 nt
Organism: Betta splendens (Siamese fighting fish)
Lineage: Eukaryota; Metazoa; Chordata; Actinopteri; Anabantiformes; Osphronemidae
Gene: ndufb8
Product: NADH:ubiquinone oxidoreductase subunit B8
Exons: 5
Coding region: 69-635 (188 amino acids)
Biological process (GO): mitochondrial electron transport, NADH to ubiquinone
Cellular component (GO): mitochondrion
Source: RefSeq, a predicted model, not a curated record
GACGACCCAUACUUUACAAUCCCGCGCAUGCGUAGUUGUUGUCUGUCAGACAGCAGCAGCCAGUAAACAUGGCUGGUGUUGGUUUCCGACGCUGGGCUCAAGCGCUUUCUAAAGGGAGAAGGCCUGGAGUUUCAGCUCUUCUGGCAGGAUGUAGAGCUGCCUCUGGUAUAAGCAAGGAUACUCUGCCGGGUCCGUAUCCGAGGACCCCAGAGGAGAGAGCCGCAGCUGCAAAGAAGUACAACUUGAGGGUUGAGGACUAUGAGCCGUAUCCCGACGACGGAGAGGGGUGUGGUGACUAUCCAAAAUUACCAGACAUAUCUCAACAGGAGAGAGAUCCCUGGUACCAAUGGGACCAUCCUGAUUUGAGGAGGAACUGGGGAGAGCCAAUGCACUGGGAUUUUGACAUGUUCAUCAGGAAUCGUGUGGACACAUCACCCAGCCCUGUCCCCUGGUCCUCUAUGUGCAAACAGCUGUUUGGUUUCAUUGGAUUCAUGCUGUUUAUGUUUUAUGUUGGAGAGAAGUUUAAAUUCUACCUACCUGUUGCUCCAAAACAGUAUCCCUACAAUAACCUGUACUUAGAGAAAGGAGGAGACCCUGAGAAACAACCGGAGGAAGUCAAGAAUUUUGAAAUCUAACAACUUGAAUCUGACUUUACUUGUCUAUAUAUAUAAAUAAUCCUGUCACGAAUAAAGACCUAUGUUAAAAAAUUA